Messenger RNA from Closterium sp. NIES-65, 6168 nucleotides. The record is from the annotation of a GenBank genome assembly. Lineage: Eukaryota; Viridiplantae; Streptophyta; Zygnematophyceae; Desmidiales; Closteriaceae.
AUGCUUGUGCUUCCUCUACUUGCGCUUCCUCUCCUUGUGCUUCCUCUGCUUGCGCUUCCUCUGCUGUUGCUUCCUCUGCUUGUGCUUCCUCUUCUUGUGCUUCCUCUGCUUGCGCUUCCUCUGCUUGCGCUUCCUCUGCUUGUGCUUCCUCUGCUUGCGCUCCUCUGCUUGUGCUUCCUUUGCUUGUGCUUCCUCUGCUUGCGCAUCGUCUUCUUGUGCUUCCUCUGCUUGCGCUUCCUUUGCGUGCUUCCUUUGCUUGCGCUUCCUCUUCUUGUGCUACCUCUGCUUGUGCUUCCUCUGCUUGCGCUUCCUUUGCUUGCACUUCCUCUGCUUGUGCUUCCUCUGCUUGCGCUUCCUCUGCUUGUGCUUUCUCUGCUUGUGCUUCCUUUGCUUGCGUUUCCUCUGCUUGUGCUUCUUCAGCUUGCGCUUCCUUUGCUUGUUCUUCCUCUACUUGUGCUUCCUCUGCUUGUGCUUCCUCUGCUUGUGCUUCCUCUGCAUGUGCUUCCUCUACUUGUGCUUCCUCUGCUUGUGCUUCCUCUGCUUGCGCUUCCUCUACUUGUGCUUCCUCUGCUUGUGCUUCCUUCGCUUGUGCUUCCUCUGCUUGCGCUUCCUCUGCUUGCGCUCCUCUCCUUGUGCUUCCUCUGCUUGUGCUUCCUCUGCUUACGCUUCCUUUUUGCGCUUCCUCUACUUGUGCUUCCUUGCUUGUGCUUCCUCUGCUUGCGCUUCCUCUGCUUGUGCUUCUUCCGCAUGUGCUUCCUCUACUUGCGCUUCCUCUGCAGGUGCUUCCUCUACUUCCGUUUCCUCUGCUUGCACUUCCUCUGCUUGCGCUCCUCUUCUUGUGCUUCCUCUGCUUGUGCUUCCUCUGAUUGCGCUUCCUCUGGUUGUGCUUCCUCCGCUUGCGCUUCCUCUUCUUGUGCUUCCUCUGCUUGCGCUUCCUCUGCUUGCGCUCUUCUGCUUGUGCUUCCUCUGCUUGUGCUCCCUCUUCUUACGCUUCCUCUGCUUGUGCUUCCUCUGAUUGCACUUCCAUUGCUUGUGCUUCCUCUGCUUACGCUUCCUCUGCUUGCGCUUCCUAUGCUCGCGCUUCCUCCGCUUGUGCUUCCUCUGCUUGUGCUUCCUCUUCUUGUGCUUCCUCUCCUUGUGCUUCCUCUGCUUGUGCUUCCUCUUCUUGUGCUUCCUCUGCUUGCGCUUCCUCUGCUUGCGCUUCCUCUAGUUGUGACUCCUCUGCUUGCGCUUCCUCUACUUGCGCUUCCUCUCUUUGCGCAUCCUCUGCUUGCGCUUCCUUUGCUUGCACUUCCUCAGCUUGCGCUUCCUCUGCUUGCGCUCCUCUGCUUGUGCUUCCUCUGCUUACGCUUCCUCUGCUUGCGCUUCCUCUGCUCGCGCUUCCUCUGCUUGUGCUUCCUCUGCUUGUGCUUCCUCUUCUUGUGCUUCCUCUGCUUGUGCUUCCUCUGCUUGAUUUUCCUCUUUUUGUGCUUCCUCUGCUUGCGCUUCCUCUGCUUGCACUUCCUCUGCGCUUCCUCUGCUUGUGCUUCCUCUUCUUGCGCUUCCUCUGCUUGCGCUUCCUCUGCUUGCGCUCCUCUGCUUGUGCUUCCUCUGCUUGUGCUUCCUUUGCUUGCGUUUCCUCUGCUUGUGCUUCUUAAGCUUGCGCUUCCUUUGCUUGUUCUUCCUCAGCUUGUGCAUCCUCUGCUUACGCUUCCUCCGCUUGAGCUUCCUCUGCUUGUGCUUCCUCUGCUUGCGCUUCCUCUGCUUGUGCUUCCUCUGCUUGUGCUUCCUUUGCUUGCGUUUCCUCUGCUUGUGCUUCUUCAGCUUGCGCUUCCUUUGCUUGUUCUUCCUCUGCUUGUGCUUCCUCUUCUUGUGCUUCCUCUGCUUGUGCUUCCUCUGCAUGUGCUUCCUCUACUUGUGCUUCCUCUGCUUGUGCUUCCUCUGCUUGAGCUUCCUCUGCUUGUGCUUCCUCUGCUUGUGCUUCCUCUACUUGUGCUUCCUCUGCUUGCGCUUCCUCUGCUUGCGCUCCUCUCCUUGUGCUUCCUCUGCUUGUGCUUUCUCUGCUUGCGCUUCCUCUGCUUGCGCUUUCUCUACUUGUGCUUCCUUGCUUGUGCUUCCUCUGCUUGCGCUUCCUCUGCUUGUGCUUCUUCUACUUGUGCUUCCUCUACUUGCGCUUCCUCUGCUUGUGCUUCCUCUGCUUGCGUUUCCUCUGCUUGCACUUCCUCUGCUUGCGCUCCUCUUCUUGUGCUUCCUCUGCUUGUGCUUAUUCUGCUUGCGCUUUCUCUGCUUGUGCUUCCUCCGCUUGCGCUUCCUCUUCUUGUGCUUCCUCUGCUUGCGCUUCCUCUGCUUGCGCUUCCUCUUCUUGCGCUUCCUCUGCUUGUGCUUCCUCUUCUUGCCCUUCCUCUGCUUGCGCUUCCUCUGCUUGCGCUUCCUCUGCUUGUGCUUCUUCUGCUUGUGCUUCCUCUAUUUGCGCUUCCUCUGCUUGUGCUUCCUCUGCUUGCGUUUCCUCUACUUGCACUUGCUCUGCUUGCGCUCCUCUCCUUGUGCUUCCUCUGCUUGUGCCUCCUCUGCUUGUUAUUCUUCUUCUUGUGCUUCCUCUGCUUGCGCUUCCUCUGCUUGCACUUCCUCUGCUUCCGCUUCCUCUGCUUGCGCUUCCUCUGCUUGUGCUUCCUCUUCUUGCGCUUUCUCUGCUUGCGCUUCCUCUGCUUGCGCUCCUCUGCUUGUGCUUCCUCUGCUUGUGCUUCCUUUGCUUGCGCUUCCUCUGCUUGUGCUUCUUCAGCUUGCGCUUCCUUUGCUUGCGCUUCCUUUGCUUGUUCUUCCUCUGCUUGUGCUUCCUCUGCUUGUGCUUCCUCUGCUUGUGCUUCCUCUGCAUGUGCUUCCUCUACUUGUGCUUCCUCUGCUUGUGCUUCCUCUGCUUGCGCUUCCUCUGCUUGUGCUUCCUCUGCUUGUGCUUCCUCUGCUUGUGCUUCCUCUGCUUGCGCUUCCUCUGCUUGCGCUCCUCUCCUUGUGCUUCCUCUGCUUGUGCUUCCUCUGCUUGCGCUUCCUCUGCUUGCGCUUCCUCUACUUGUGCUUCCUUGCUUGUGCUUCCUCUGCUUGCGCUUCCUCUGCUUGUGCUUCUUCUACUUGUGCUUCCUCUACUUGCGCUUCCUCUGCUUGUGCUUCCUCUGCUUGCGUUUCCUCUGCUUGCACUUCCUCUGCUUGCGCUCCUCUUCUUGUGCUUCCUCUGCUUGUGCUUAUUCUGCUUGCGCUUUCUCUGCUUGUGCUUCCUCCGCUUGCGCUUCCUCUUCUUGUGCUUCCUCUGCUUGCGCUUCCUCUACUUGCGCUUCCUCUUCUUGCGCUUCCUCUGCUUGUGCUUCCUCUUCUUGCCCUUCCUCUGCUUGCGCUUCCUCUGCUUGCGCUCCUCUGCUUGUGCUUCCUCUGCUUGUGCUUCCUCUGCUUGCGCUUCCUCUGCUUGUGCUUCCUCUGCUUACGCUUCCUCAGCUUGCGCUUCCUCUGCUCACGCUUCAUCUGCUUGUGCUUCCUCUGCUUGUGCUUCCUCUGCUUGUGCUUCCUCAACUUGCGCUUCCUCUGCUUGCGCUUCCUCUGCUUGCGCUUCCUUUGCUUGUUCUUCCUCUGCUUGUGCUUCCUCUGCUUGUGCUUCCUCUGCUUGUGCUUCCUCUGCAUGUGCUUCCUCUACUUGUGCUUCCUCUGCUUGUGCUUCCUCUGCUUGCGCUUCCUCUGCUUGUGCUUCCUCUGCUUGUGCUUCCUCUGCUUGUGCUUCCUCUGCUUGCGCUUCCUCUGUUUGCGCUCCUCUGCUUGUGCUUCCUCUGCUUGUGCUUCCUCUGCUUGCGCUUCCUCUCCUUGCGCUUCCUCUGCUUGUGCUUCCUCUGCUUGUGCUUCCUCUGCUUGUGCUUCCUCUGCUUGCGCUUCCUCUGCUUGCGCUCCUCUCCUUGUGCUUCCUCUGCUUGUGCUUCCUCUACUUGCGCUUCCUCUGCUUGCGCUUCCUCUUCUUGUGCUUCCUUGCUUGUGCUUCCUCUGCUUGCGCUUCCUCUGCUUGUGCUUCUUCUGCUUGUGCUUCCUCUACUUGCGCUUCCUCUGCUUGUGCUUCCUCUACUUGCGUUUCCUCUGCUUGCACUUCCUUGCUUGUGCUUCCUCUGCUUGCGCUUCCUCUGCUUGUGCUUCUUCUGCUUGUGCUUCCUCUACUUGCGCUUCCUCUGCUUGUGCUUCCUCUGCUUGCGUUUCCUCUGCUUGCACUUCCUCUGCUUGCGCUCCUCUUCUUGUGCUUCCACUGCUAAUGCUUCCUCUGCUUGCGCUUCCUCUGCUUGUGCUUCCUCCGCUUGCGCUUCCUCUUCUUGUGCUUCCUCUGCUUGCGCUUCCUCUGCUUGUGCUUCCUCCGCUUGCGCUUCCUCUCCUUGUGCUUCCUCCGCUUGCGCUUCCUCUUCUUGUGCUUCCUCUGCUUGCGCUUCCUCUGCUUGCGCUCCUCUGCUUGUGCUUCCUCUGCUUGUGCUUCCUCUUCUUGCGCUUCCUCUGCUUGUGCUUCCUCUGCUUGCGCUUCAUCUGCUUGUGCUUCCUCUGCUUACGCUUCCUUUGCUUGCGCUUCCUCUGCUCGCGCUUCCUCUGCUUGUGCUUCCUCUGCUUGUGCUUCCUCUUCUUGUGCUUCCUCUGCUUGCACUUCCUCUUCUUGCGCUUCCUCUGGUUGUGACUCCUCUGCUUGCGCUUCCUCUACUUGCGCUUCCUCUACUUGCGCUUCCUCUACUUGCGCAUCCUCUGCUUGCGCUUCCUCUGCUUGCGCUUCCUCUGCUUGCGCUUCCUCUGCUUGCGCUCCUUUGCUUGUGCUUCCUCUGCUUGUGCUUCCUCUGCUUGCGCUUCCUCUGCUUGUGCUUCUUCUACUUCCGCUUCCUCUACUUGUGCUUCCUCUGCUUGCGCUUCCUUUGCUUGUGCUUUCUCUGCUUGUGCUUCCUCUGCUUGCGCUUCCUUUGCUUGUGCUUCCUAUGCUUGUGCUUCCUCUGCUUGCGCUUCCUCUGCUUGCGCUUCCUCUGCUUGUGCUUCCUCUGCUUGUGCUUCCUCUGCUUGUGCUUCCUGUGCUUGCGCUUCCUCUGCUUGCGCUCCUCUCCUUGUGCUUCCUCUGCUUGUGCUUCCUCUACUUGCGCUUCCUCUGCUUGCGCUUCCUCUUCUUGUGCUUCCUUGCUUGUGCUUCCUCUGCUUGCGCUUCCUCUGCUUGUGCUUCUUCUGCUUGUGCUUCCUCUACUUGCGCUUCCUCUGCUUGCGCUUCCUCUACUUGCGUUUCCUCUGCUUGCACUUCCUUGCUUGUGCUUCCUCUGCUUGCGCUUCCUCUGCUUGUGCUUCUUCUGCUUGUGCUUCCUCUACUUGCGUUUCCUCUGCUUGUGCUUCCUCUGCUUGCGUUUCCUCUGCUUGCACUUCCUCUGCUUGUGCUCCUCUUCUUGUGCUUCCUCUGCUAAUGCUUCCUCUGCUUGCGCUUCCUUUGCUUGUGCUUCCUCCGCUUGCGCUUCCUCUUCUUGUGCUUCCUCUGCUUGCGCUUCCUCUGCUUGUGCUUCCUCCGCUUGCGCUUCCUCUCCUUGUGCUUCCUCCGCUUGCGCUUCCUCUUCUUGUGCUUCCUCUGCUUGCGCUUCCUCUGCUUGCGCUCCUCUGCUUGUGCUUCCUCUGCUUGUGCUUCCUCUUCUUGCGCUUCCUCUGCUUGUGCUUCCUCUGCUUGCGCUUCAUCUGCUUGUGCUUCCUCUGCUUACGCUUCCUCUGCUUGCGCUUCCUCUGCUCGCGCUUCCUCUGCUUGUGCUUCCUCUGCUUGUGCUUCCUCUUCUUGUGCUUCCUCUGCUUGCACUUCCUCUGCUUGCGCUUCCUCUGGUUGUGACUCCUCUGCUUGCGCUUCCUCUACUUGCGCUUCCUCUACUUGCGCUUCCUCUACUUGCGCAUCCUCUGCUUGCGCUUCCUCUGCUUGCGCUUCCUCUGCUUGCGCUUCCUCUGCUUGCGCUCCUUUGCUUGUGCUUCCUCUGCUUGUGCUUCCUCUGCUUGCGCUUCCUCUGCUUGUGCUUCUUCUACUUCCGCUUCCUCUACUUGUGCUUCCUCUGCUUGCGCUUCCUUUGCUUGUGCUUUCUCUGCUUGUGCUUCCUCUGCUUGCGCUUCCUCUGCUUGUGCUUCCUAUGCUUGUGCUUCCUCUGCUUGCGCUUCCUCUGCUUGUGCUUCCUCAUCUUGUGA